AAGCGCAGUCGAACUAACUAUUUGAAAUAUAAGCAACAACAUUGAGGGGCGGCGAGGAACAGUUUUGGUUUAAGAAUGCGGGGAGGCGUUAUUGGAAGUAUUAGCUUCCUUGCCUUCCUGUUGUUCCAUUACACGAAUGGUCAAGAUAUUUUAUUAAACUCGCAAACACAGGAUUUAAAAGAAGAUUUAAGUGAAGUCAAAGCAUCGAAUGAAGAUGUUACAUUGAAAAGUACAGAAAGUGAUUUUCAAAAUAAUAUUUCUGAUAGUAAUAAUAACGACUCAAGUACAAAAUCACAAGAUGAUUUAAAACCCGAGAGUCGAAUUUCAGCUGACACUGACCAAGGAUUGAUUUCUUCUCUAGAAGUAACUGAAAACAAAGAAGAGGAGAAUUUUAGCAAUAAACAACUAAAAUCUGCACAAGAUGAAGAAAAUGAUAUAAAAGCGGAGGAAAAAUCUGGUUACAGUUCAGCGAUUGCAACAUCAAGCAAUUCAUUUGGUUAUAGCAACAGCUUUGCUAAAGCAACUUCUUUAGCAUCAGGCGGAUACGGUGGAACCGUUUCACCAUAUCAAACUCAUUUGCCGAACUCAGCUUCUAGCUCGGCUCAGGCAUAUAGUAAUGGCAAUGCUCAAGCUAUAGCGUCAUCCCAUGGCAACUCCUACUAUAGAUCAACACAAGGUUUUGCUCCGCUAGGUCCAUCCUUGGGACCAGGAUCUUUUACCUGGGAGGAUACUAAUGCGCAGUCUACAGGCUAUGAUAGAUGGAAUCCAUUGGUGUCAAGUUAUUUUCCAGACGUAAGUUAUGCAUCAGGAAUGGGACAAGCGCAAUCAGAUUACGGGAGCCCCUACGGAUUCGAUUUUUAUAAACCAGAUUUUGGUUAUGCAUCGGCAACAGCUGAUACGAGUGGAUGGGGUCCGUAUGGUCCAGGGACAUAUCCCGAUCAAAGCUACACAGGAGAAGCGCAGGCUCAAUCAUCCUUUUCGGUAGGGUAUUAUGAACCAGGACGAGCAAGGCAAUUUUUACCUCAGGAAUACAUAAUUCCUCAUUCAACAUCCGGACAAGAAAUUGUAUGUAUGCGAGCGGGUGAUUUAUACAGCAUACUAACAAUUGACAAUAGAUGUUUGAUAUGUACGUGUAGUGAAGUCCUAGGGCAAUUGGCGCCUGUAUGUGCCGGCUGUGACUCCUGUUUCGCAGUACCAUUGCCGGAACCGGAACCGGUACCGGAACCGUUACCGGUGCCAAUACCGGAGCCGGCGCCUGAGCCACAGCUGUCAUGCUCACCCCUACCAGAAGACACGCCUUUCGAGAAUCCAUUGAAUCCGUGCCAAAUAUGUAUUUGCGCUCAUGUAUUCAAUGCGAUCGGACAGCCCGACAUACAGAUCGACUGUCAGGAGAAUCCAGAAUGCCGAUUGCCGAAUGAUAUCCCUCAGAUACCGCCCAUACCUGAACCACCAGUACCGGUUCCUAUGCCCCUUUGCGAGAAGUUCCCAUCCGAAAUACUUUUCCCUCAUCCAACAGAAAGUUGCAAAAUUUGCAAGUGUGUCGUCGAGAUAUUGUCAUUCGGUAUACCCGAGCAACGGAUUUUAUGUAUGCCAAUCCCUGAAUGCGAACAAUCCUGGCCGGAACCAGAACCUUGGCCAAUACAAGAGAUCUGGCCACCAGGUCCUGAACCGUACCCCAUUAUUGAGCCAGUACCUAACAUACCAGAACCAUGGCCAAUUCCAGAGAUACUGCCUCCUGCACCUGAACCCUGGCCUAUCAUUGAACCUUUACCACCAGCACCAGAAAUAUGGCCUGUUCCAGAACCCUUACCUCCUCCUCCUAGACCGUGGCCUAUUAUUGAGCCAGAACCAGUGCCUAUUAUUGAGAUAGAACCAGUGCCUAUUAUUGAGACAGAACCAUGGCCAAUUCCAGAGACACUGCCACCUGCACCUGAACCCUGGCCUAUCAUUGAACCUUUACCACCAGCGCCAGAACCAUGGCCUGUUCUAGAACCUUUACGUCCUCCCCCUGGACCGUGGCCUAUUAUUGAGCCAGACCCAUGGCCAACUCCAGAUACACCGCCACCUGAAUCCUGGCAAGUCAUCGAACCUUUACCACCAAUGCCAGAACCAGUUCCCGAACCUUGGUAUCCACCUGAACCAGUUGAACCAUGGCCCGUUAUUGAGCCAAUACCAGAACCAUGGCCCACUCCCGAAUACCUGCCAUGGCCACCCUCAGAACCUGAAAUAUGGCCUGUUCCUGAGCCCUUACCUCCAGCUCCAGAGCCUUGGCCGAUUCCAGAACAAUAUCCGCCAGCUCCCGAACCUUGGCCAAUUCAACCGUUGCCAGAACCUGUACCACCAGAACCAGAACCACAACCAUUACCUUGGCCACCUGUGGUACCUGAUGCUCCACUCAGUCCUCUACCUGGUCCACCACCUCAUCAGUCAUGUCGACCUUAUCCGCCGAACAUGCCAUUCCAACAUCCAUGGGAUGAAUGCAGAGUUUGUGUGUGCAGUGAGUUCCAUGCGAUCGGUAUCACCAACAUUGAAGUUAACUGUUACACGAAACCAUCGUGCUGCAUUGAACUACCAUUCCCAGAACCAUAUCCUGAACCAUUACCCCUCCCCCCGCCAAUUCAGCAAACAAUUCCUCCACCUAUUCAGUAUAUUGAGCCACAGUUUCCACAAAUAAUAUCAGAUCAGAACUGUCAAUAUCAAGAUAUCGGAUCCGAAUUCCUAAGCCCCGAAGACGUCUGUAAAGUGUGCACCUGUCAAGUAUUCGGAAACUACGUAGCUCCGGUCUGUAGACGCUCUAAGAGGCCCGAAUGUGCGGCCACGGAUCUGAGGCCGUUCAACAACGUGGUGUUUAUUGAGCCAACGUGCCGUUAUCGACUUCCGAAUCAGCCAUACGUCGUGGAUUGCAACGUGUGUUUAUGUCAACCUGUUUUUAAUUACGUCAUCGCUCACUGCACCCCACAACCUAACUGCGAUAAUUUACCACCAUUUGCACCGGGUGGAACAUUUAACAAUGGAGAAGCGUAUUUUGAUUCAUACGGUGAUUCCUCUUUCGCUCAAGCAUCAUCUAAUUCCCUUUAUAACUCAGCGUCAGCAGAAGCUACCGCCAUCGCACAUGCUCAGUCAAACGUGAACUCAAAUAUGGGAGGCAGCUCGGCCUACGCUGAAAGCUUGUCCAAUGCAGGCAACAAAUACCCUUACGGCACGAUUUUUCCCGGUUCGUCAGACAUUUCAGCAUCCGCCCAAGCUAAUUCCAUAGCUAAUGUGCCUAAUAUCAAUGCGUAUCCGUACUAUGAUGACAAUUACUAUGCUCAAAGUCAAGCUGCCGAACAAGCGGCGUACUCUCAAGCAAUGGCUAGUGCAACGCAGAAUUCCUUCAAUCAAUUUGGCAGUCAAACUUAUGGCACAGCAGAAGGUUUAGCUAAUAGUCAAUAUGGUCUGUAUGGAGGGUAUCCCUACUAUAGCGGAAUGCCAGACGUAAGUCAAAUGCAACAGGGAUCUCUGGGGACAUCUGAACUUUAUCAAGGUCAAUACCAAUAUCCUCAAAAUACAGGAAUUUAUCAAGCGGGUAUGUCUGGUUGGGAAAAUUCAGUAAGCGAACAAGGCACAAGCAUGCAGAAUUUGCGGCAAAUUUCGGCGAUUUCCGGUCGGCCGUUAAUACGUUCCGGCCCAGGCUUGUGCAACUACUCGGGAGACAAGUAUCACCACAACUGCCAGGCGUGCUUCUGUUUCCAGGAUGGAAAUGGAAGCCUGUUUACACUCUGCUUAGGCAGUCCUUGCGCCAAGUAAGAGAGCGGUCAAUGACUCAACGGACCUUAACGGACUAGGAUAAUAUAAUUUAUGAUAAAUAAUUUUAAGAUGGCAUGUAGAGACAAAAGCACAUUCCUACUUUAAUAAAUACCUACUAAGCGUAAA
Messenger RNA from Pieris napi, 3912 nucleotides. RefSeq lists its product as uncharacterized. NCBI's taxonomy places the organism in Eukaryota, Metazoa, Arthropoda, Insecta, Lepidoptera, Pieridae. The record is from RefSeq and is a predicted model, not a curated record. The transcript is spliced from 26 exons. The coding region runs from base 76 to 3786 and encodes 1236 amino acids.